AUGGAUGCUCCCAUGUGGCGUUCUCUAGUCUUUGCCGCCCUCGACCGUAAAUAUCCCCUCACUGUCAAGUGGGGUGAUAAGGGCCGGAUGCAGACUGAGAUCCGCAACCAUAUGCACUCCAUCGGUGCAGAUCUCUCCAAUGCACUCAUCGACAAGCGUCUGGAGGUCAUCCGCACCUGGCACGAGAAUCCGAAAUCGCAUCCUCAACUGUCGCAGGUGAUGGCUCGCCUUCCGAAUGACAUGGGCGGCGACCGCGACAAACUCUGCACUCUCCACCUGCAGUCUCUCAGUCUCCAAAAGCUGACCGAUUCAGAACGUCGGAUGAAGAUCAAGAAAAUUGAGCUUCUUCAAGCGCAGGGCGACUGCAUUCGCAAUGCUGCGGUCUCGAAUUUGAAGAAGUCGCAUGAUCUGGUCGAAGCGACACCUAAGAACAUCGCCGAGCUCGAUGCUCGUGGUAAUCGCGACGACUCGCAGCCUGCCCGCGACGACCUGCCGCCUGCCCGUGAUGAUUCUCUGCCUGUUCGCGAUGAUGCGCUGCCUGUGCGUGAUGAUCCCCUGCCCGCCCCCGAUGACCAGCCACCCGCCCCCGAUGACCAGCCACCCGCCGGUGUCGACCUGCCACCAGCUCGUAGUGGCUGCUCGAGCCCGCUGCCCGCUCGUGAAGGGAGCUCUCAUCAGUCGUCGGCUCACGAUGCAUCCCUUGAUGUAUCGCCGGCUCGCGAUGACCACCACGUUGUGCCGCCCCCUCGUCCUACCCCAUCGGACGAGGUCAUCGAUCUGGCCAAGAGCAAUGAUGAGGGCUCCGUGUCGGGGCGCCCUGAUGAACCACCAACUUGA
This is a messenger RNA of Peniophora sp. CBMAI 1063, 837 nucleotides long. Lineage: Eukaryota; Fungi; Basidiomycota; Agaricomycetes; Russulales; Peniophoraceae. The record is from the annotation of a GenBank genome assembly.